AUGGGGCUCAUCCCCAAGGCCGACCGCAAGAAGAUCCACGAGUAUCUCUUCCGUGAAGGUGUGCUCGUGGCCAAGAAGGACUACAACCUCCCUAAGCACGGCGACAUCGACACCAAGAACCUCUUCGUCAUCAAGGCUUGCCAAUCCCUCACCUCGCGCGGCUAUCUCAAGACGCAGUUCUCCUGGCAAUACUAUUACUACACCCUGACUCCCGAGGGUCUAGACUACCUGCGCGAAUGGCUUCACUUGCCCGCUGAGAUUGUCCCUGCCACGCACAUCAAGCAGCAGCGCAGCCACGCUCCUCCACGUGGCAUGAUGGGUGGUGAGGACCGUGAGCGCCGUGGCGGCGGCCGUGGUGGUCCACGCGGUGAUCGUGAGGGUGGAUAUCGUCGUCGCGAGGACCGCGGUGAGGGCAAAGAGGGCGGUGCGCCGGGCGAGUUUGCGCCUACUUUCCGUGGUGGCUUCGGUCGCGGUCGCGGUGCUCCUCCGGCCUCCUAG
Messenger RNA from Cladophialophora psammophila CBS 110553, 498 nucleotides. RefSeq names its product small subunit ribosomal protein S10e. Lineage: Eukaryota; Fungi; Ascomycota; Eurotiomycetes; Chaetothyriales; Herpotrichiellaceae. The transcript has 3 exons. The record is from RefSeq and is a predicted model, not a curated record. The coding region runs from base 1 to 498 and encodes 165 amino acids. Gene Ontology annotation, cellular component: cytosolic small ribosomal subunit. Gene Ontology annotation, molecular function: RNA binding; structural constituent of ribosome.